This is a messenger RNA of Poecilia reticulata (guppy), 2627 nucleotides long. RefSeq names its product cytochrome P450, family 26, subfamily C, polypeptide 1 (gene cyp26c1). Gene Ontology annotation, molecular function: oxidoreductase activity, acting on paired donors, with incorporation or reduction of molecular oxygen; heme binding; iron ion binding. Gene Ontology annotation, biological process: sterol metabolic process. The record is from RefSeq and is a predicted model, not a curated record. Lineage: Eukaryota; Metazoa; Chordata; Actinopteri; Cyprinodontiformes; Poeciliidae.
CCGCGCCGCGCCGCCGCCGGACUCCGUCUCUCCGCGCUGCCGCAGGUGGAUGCUGGGAAGUGGACCCGCUCGGAGGAGAUGUUCCCCCUGGCCCAGUUCGGGGUCCUGUCGGCCCUGGCCGCCGCGCUCACCUCGGUGCUGUCGGCGCUGCUGCUGCUGGCUCUGACCCGGCAGCUGUGGAGCCUCCGCUGGAGCCUGACCCGGGACCCGGACAGCAGCCUGCCGCUGCCGCGGGGCUCCAUGGGCUGGCCGCUGGUCGGGGAGACCUUCCACUGGCUCUUCCAGGGCUCCAACUUCCACAUCUCGCGGCGGGAACGCCAUGGCAACGUGUUUAAGACCCACCUGCUGGGGAAGCCCCUCAUCCGGGUGACGGGCGCCGAAAACAUCCGCAAGAUCCUGCUGGGGGAGCACAACCUGGUGUGCACCCAGUGGCCCCAGAGCACGCGCAUCAUCCUGGGGCCAAACACACUCGUCAACUCUGUGGGAGACAUCCACCGGAGGAAGAGGAAGAUCCUGGCCAAGGUGUUCAGCCGGGGGGCGCUGGAGUCCUACCUGCCGCGGCUGCAGGACGUCAUCAAGGCGGAGAUCGCCAAGUGGGUCUCCGAGCCCGGGUCCAUCGACGUGUACGGCGCGGCCAAGUCGCUGACGUUCCGCAUCGCCGUGCGGGUUCUGCUGGGCCUGCAGAUGGAGGAGGAGCGGAUCGUCUACCUGGCCAAGACCUUCGAGCAGCUCAUGAACAACCUGUUCUCGCUCCCCAUAGACACGCCGUUCAGCGGCCUGCGCAAGGGCAUCAAGGCCAGAGAAAUCCUCCACGCCAACAUGGCGAAAAUCAUUGAGGAGAAGAUGGAGCGGCAGCAGCUGGACGACGACUACCAGGACGCCUUCGACCUCAUGCUGUCCGGCGCCAAGGAGCAAGGCCAGGAGCUCAGCAUCCAGGAGCUGAAGGAAACGGCCGUGGAGCUGAUCUUCGCUGCCCACUCCACCACAGCCAGCGCCUCCACCUCCCUGGUUCUGCAGCUGCUGCGCCACCCGGCCGUGGUGGACAAGGCCAGAGAGGAGAUGGAGGCCGAGGGUCUGGGAUGUCAGCCGGAGCGGAGCUGCGACCCGGCCGGCGGUGAGCUGGAGAAUGAGCCGGAGGCCGCGGAGACGGAGACGACCCGCCUGCUGAGCGGUGGGCCGGACGGCGGCUCUCCUCGGCCUCGUGUCCCGUACCUGAGUCUGGAGAAGCUCAGCCAGCUCCGCUACAUCGACUGUGUGGUGAAGGAGGUGCUGCGCUUCCUGCCGCCGGUCUCCGGGGGAUACCGGACCGCCCUGAAGACCUUCGAACUGGACGGUUACCAGAUCCCUAAAGGCUGGAGUGUGAUGUACAGCAUCCGGGACACCCAUGAGACGGCGGCGGUCUUCCAGAGUCCGGAGCAGUUCGAUCCGGACCGGUUCGGCCCGGAGCGGGACGAGUGGCGCUCGUCUCGGUUCAGCUACGUUCCGUUCGGCGGCGGCGUGCGCAGCUGCGUCGGGAAGGAGCUGGCGCACAUCAUCCUGAAGACUCUGGCCGUGGAGCUGAUCGGGACGUGCACAUGGACCCUUGCUUCAGAGGAGUUCCCCAAAAUGCAAACGGUACCGAUCGUGCACCCGGUGAACGGGUUGCAUGUACGAUUCUCCUACAGCAGCCCGCUGUAGACGAACAGAGCUGAGACUACAAACUCUGAGCAAUGGAUCAAACCUCACCAGCCAGGCCAUCCUGCAGCACUUCAGCAUCAUCAUCAUCUCCAAAUGCGUCUUAAUUUAUUUAUGUCGCCUUUAUCCUGCAGACGUCGCUUCGUUGGACUGAAAGCACAUAAGCUAAAGUUUCUGUUCAGAGCUGUACAGAAACGAACAGAUCUCUCCGUCUUGUUCCUUCUUACUGUCUGUAAAUGAGAUUUAAGUUAUUUCAUAUCAAAAUAAGCCAUCAGAGCAAAAGAUCUGCUGCUUCUCCAACUUCUACAUCACUGUGAACCAGUUCAUCUCAACCUUCAGAGUAUUUAACCUCAGAUUUGAGCUCCGUUCUGGUUUUGGGUGAGUUUUCUUCUGCUUCAUCUGUACUUUGAGCUCGGUGUUGAUCUGGAGGAUCAGAUCUGAACAGGAGUCAGUUCUCACCAGAGCCUGAAAGGUUCAGAAAACCUGGACAGUUUCUAGAGACUUUCUCUGGAUUCAGGAGACGCUUCAGCUCUGGAAGCUGCUGCUGGAGUCGGAACCAAACUCAAGCUCAGAAAACGUGUACAUUCAAAAUGUCCUCCUCUUUUUCACAUGAAUGUUUCAUAGAUCUGUGUCUGUGUGUGCUUUAAAUGAAGUAGUGUUCUGAAUAAGCUGUAUUUAAACGCAGAUGGGCCCCAUCUGCCGUAGAGACACUAACCUGUAACGUAAACCUGUUUUCUCCUUUAGGAUCUUCGUAUUUACAGUCUGUUGGUUCUGAUGUUAUCGUUGGAGGGCCGUUAGCCUGCUAGCGGCGCUGUGAAAUGUUAGCUUUAUGGAAGAAGAUAGCACUUUCUCCACUCUAAGGAGUCUGUAAAUACUGAUGUCCUGGUUGUUCACUGAGAGUAUCAGAUGUAGCUGCUGUACAGUCGAUUUAAAUUACAAGAUACUAAAAGUUC